Molecule: messenger RNA, 1098 nt
Organism: Thyridium curvatum
Lineage: Eukaryota; Fungi; Ascomycota; Sordariomycetes; Thyridiales; Thyridiaceae
Exons: 1
Coding region: 1-1098 (365 amino acids)
Molecular function (GO): D-cysteine desulfhydrase activity
Source: RefSeq, a predicted model, not a curated record
AUGGCAGACAUACCAGAACCCCUCGCGAGCAUCCCAUUCUAUCCGAUCCGAUAUGACAAACCAUCCCCGAUUCAUGUCUUCGGCUCGCAAAGACAAUGGCCAUGCAACGUACACAUCAAACGGGAGGACCAGUCGUCACCAGCCGUCUGCUGCGGCAACAAGUAUCGCAAGCUAGAGUACGUCAUCCCUGACCUCCAGCGCGCCACGCCAGCAGUGACGACCAUCGUCACCGAGGGCGGUCUGCAGAGCAACCAUGCCGCGCAGACCGCCGGCGUUGCCGCCAUGCUCGGGAUGGAGUGCGUGCUGCUGCUCGACGAAAAGGCGGGCGGGCUGAGCACGGCAGCGAGCCCGGAGGCGUUCCGGAGCGCGGGCAACCAGCAGAUAUAUAAGCUCCUAGGCGCCGAUAUCCGCGUCGGUCGCGGCCCACAGGAUAAAGGCACUGUACUGCGGCAGCUCACGGCGGAUGGCAAGGUGCCGUACUUCAUCCCCAGUGGUGCGAGCACACACCCUCUCGGUGGUCUCGGGUACGCCCGUUGCGCGUUUGAGAUAGUUGCUCAGGAGAAGGAGAUGAGCCUCCCUGGUACGGGACGGUACGACUACAUCUUCGUGGCUUGCGGAAGUGGCAGUACCAUAGGCGGACUGGCUGCCGGGUUUCGAUUACAUGGCAAGCUGGCAUCACAGGCAAACAGUCAGUCUAAGCUCCCUGAGCGUCAGCUUGUGGGUGUCAUGGUCAUGGACAAGCCCGGCUUUGAGAAGCAAGUGGAGGUGAUUGCCCGCACGGCUGCUGCAAAGGUUGGGCUUUCCGGCGACCAUAUGCAUAUUCACAAUGUUCGACUGGUGGGGGACUUUGUCCAUCCCGGAUACGGUGUAUUUGACGAGAAGAUCGAAGGGACAGUCCAGAGAUUUCUACGUGAGGACCAGGUGCUGUUGGAUCCGGUGUACUCUGGCAAAGCUGCAAGAUCCAUGUCGGAAUGGAUCGACAGUGGCCUGCUCGCUGAGGAUAGCCGGCAGCAUGGUCACCAAGAAAUCAGCAAGGUCAAUGUUCUCUUCAUCCAUACUGGUGGACAGACUGUCCUUUCAGCCUACGCGAAAGCAUGA